Racocetra persica is the source of this 357-nucleotide messenger RNA. The record is from the annotation of a GenBank genome assembly. Lineage: Eukaryota; Fungi; Glomeromycota; Glomeromycetes; Diversisporales; Gigasporaceae.
GAAUUGAAGAAGAAAAUGCACAUUGUAUCCAAUUACCACCUAAUCCAUCUACACAUUGUGGUUUAAACAAAGUAGGAAAUUUUAUGAAAGACAUAGGGCAAGAAGUGAAGGAUACCAAUAUUUCAGAAGAUACGAUCAUGAAUAUUACUAGACAUAAAAGUUUACAAGGAGUACGUGCUUAUAAAAAUGUCAAUGAAAGUCAAAAAAUCAAUAUGAUUAAAAUUUUGAUUAAUUUUAUAGAACCGAAUCAAGAACCUUCUACAGUACUUACUGAAAUUACUAGAUCUCAUAUUAAUUUCAAUACAAAUACCAUUACAAAUGCACAAGAUGUUAAUAUGGUUCAAGGUCAAAUUUAUG